AUGGAGUUUGGAGAUCACACUGAGAUGGGAGAGCAUGGCAUCAACCUAAGUGGUGGCCAGAAACAGAGGAUACAACUUGCUAGGGCUGUAUAUCAAAAUUGUGACAUAUAUCUUCUCGAUGACGUUUUCAGCGCUGUUGAUGCUCAUACUGGAUCAGAAAUAUUUAAGGAAUGUGUGAGGGGAGUGCUUAAAAACAAGACGGUUUUAGUUGUAACUCAUCAAGUUGACUUCUUGCAUAAUGUUGAUCUUAUUUUGGUCAUGAGAGAUGGGAUGAUAGUACAGGCUGGAAAGUCUAAUGAUUUGCUAAAUUCUGGCCUGGAUUUCAAACAGCUAGUAGCUGCCCAUGAAACCUCCAUGGAACUUGUAGAAAUGAGCACCACUAUUCCCAGAAAAAGUUCCCCCAGUCCUCAAAUAUCUCCACAACUCUCUUCGAACCACUGGGAAGCCAAUGGUGGAAACAACUCUUUGGACCAACCAAAGUCUGAUAACAGGACUUCUAAACUCAUCAAAGAAGAGGAGAAAGAAACAGGCAAAGCAUCAACUGAUCAGACGAAUAUCAAUCAAUUUCUUCCCUUCAUUUUGGCUAUGACCAUUGCCAUGUACAUCACUGUGCUUGCCAUCUUUAUCGUUGGUUACUAUCUUGCAUCAUCUCGUGAAUUAACUCGACUCGAUUCGAUCACAAAAGCUCCUGUUAUCCAUCACUUCUCAGGAAGCAUAUCCGGAGUUAUGACAAUCCACUCUUGCAGAAUGCAGAACAUGUUCUCCAAGGAAAAUGUUAAACGGGUUAACGCCAAUUCACCUAUGGAUUUCCACAACAAUGGGUCCAAUGAGUGGUUUGGUUUCCGUAUGGAGAUGCUUGGGAGUUUAGUUUUCUGCAUUUCCACUGUGUUCAUGUUCUUGUUGCCAAGCAGUAUAAUUAAGCCAGAGAAUGUUGGUUUAACUCUCUCCUACGGAUUGGCCCUGAAUGGUGUGCUGUUCUGGGCCAUUUAUAUGAGCUGCUUUGUCGAAAAUAAGAUGGAAUCGGUUGAGAGGAUAAAACAAUUUACAAACAUCUCAUCAGAGGCAGCAUUGGAGAUAAAAGACCGUGUUCCUCCUUCAAAUUGGCCUUCCCGUGGCAAUGUCGAGCUCAAAGACUUGCAGAGCCUUGAACACUGCCAACUUAAAGAUGUGGUAGCUGCAAAACCUGAUAAACUCAAUUCUUUAGUGGCUGAUGACGGCGACAACUGGAGCGUGGGGAAAAGACAGCUUCUCUGUUUGGGGCGAGUUAUGUUGAAGCACAGCCGGCUCUUGUUCAUGGACGAGGCCACGGCUUCAGUUGAAUCACAGACAGAUGCUCAUUGCUCACAGAAUACCUACAGUGAUGGACUGCAACAGAGUUUCAGUAUGCAGGACUGGCUAAAGAAUUUGACAAACUGUCCCGCUUGCUUGAGGGACAAUCAUUGUUUGGGGCAUUGGUUCAGGAGUAUGCCAACCGUUCAUCAGGACUAUAAGCAACCAUCUUUGGUUUCUCUAAUCGUUGCUUCCGGUGAUUCCUUUUGUGCUUACAAAUCUUCCAAGAAUCACCUGCCUGCAUUUGUCCCUCGCAUUAUUAAAAUAAGAAGAGGCCCUUCUCAGCUGUGUGUGGGAAUUAUCAAGACAAUAAUGCAAGUCCAAGUCAAGCCUCCCUUAGACUUGUGGCAAGAAGUAGCUAAUCUACUCCAGUUACCACCCACGUUUCUCCAUUCUGUUUAG
Molecule: messenger RNA, 1731 nt
Organism: Prunus armeniaca (apricot)
Lineage: Eukaryota; Viridiplantae; Streptophyta; Magnoliopsida; Rosales; Rosaceae
Source: the annotation of a GenBank genome assembly